This is a messenger RNA of Cylindrotheca closterium, 185 nucleotides long. NCBI's taxonomy places the organism in Eukaryota, Bacillariophyta, Bacillariophyceae, Bacillariales, Bacillariaceae. The record is from the annotation of a GenBank genome assembly.
AUGCCUUCAACUACACCCGCAGACAAUAGUUUCGUCACUCCUAGCAAGACUGUUGAUGUUUCUGGUGAAAAUCCUGAGGAAACUGACAAUACAGUUGAUGAAAAUGUUGCCGCGGCACUUCCUCCUGUGGUGCAUGACAAAUUCACCAAACCGGAGGCGUUGCUCAUCACAAAGAUUGUCUUUAA